This is a messenger RNA of Pseudoliparis swirei, 2589 nucleotides long. It is a transcript of the gene ripk3, whose product is annotated as receptor-interacting serine-threonine kinase 3. Gene Ontology annotation, biological process: protein phosphorylation. Gene Ontology annotation, molecular function: ATP binding; JUN kinase kinase kinase activity. NCBI's taxonomy places the organism in Eukaryota, Metazoa, Chordata, Actinopteri, Perciformes, Liparidae. The record is from RefSeq and is a predicted model, not a curated record.
GCUCUCUGCGCGGCAGGGCUCACACUAGAGUUCACCCUCCGUCCACACGGUUGCAUGAUGAGGAAGAGGAGCAUGUCCCUGAGGUGAAACGAUGUCCACCUGUCAACUCCCUCUCAUGAUUGGAGAGUCCAGCCUCCGGAGCUGGAAGCUGAUUGGCUCAGGGGGCUUCGGGCAAAUCUUCAAAGCCAGGCAUUGCGAGUGGGGCUGCGACGUGGCCGUCAAACUGCUCCGCUGUGACGACGGGACCAGCGCGUCGUUGCUGCGGGAGAUCGACAUGAUGCGCCUGGGGAGCAGCCCGCACGUCAUCCUGGUCCGAGGGGUCUUCAAGGGUCGGGUGCCCCACUCGUCCCACGACCAGCUGGGCCUGGUCAUGGACUUCAUGGAGAGAGGGUCCCUGGCCACGCUCCAGGACCGCUUACACGAAGCUCCGCACUGGCCGCUGGUCUUCAGGCUGGUCCACCAAGUGGCUCUGGGUGUGAACUUCCUCCACAGCCUGUCCCCCGCCCUGCUCCACCUGGACCUGAAGCCCGGCAACGUGCUGCUGGACAACGACCUCAACGCCAAGAUUGCAGAUUUUGGCCUCUCCCGGUUUUACCACAGCGUCUCGCGGUGUUCCCAGGUGGACGAGGAGGGAGGCGGGACCACCAGCUACAUGCCGCCGGAGGCGUUUGACCUGGCCUCCAAACCGGGCCAAGCCUACGACAUCUACAGUUACGGUAUACUCCUGUGGUCCAUCGUCACUGGGAAACCGUAUGCACAUGCAAAGUCCAGCUUGGUUCGGCUCCGCAUCCCAGAGGGAGACCGGCCCCCCUCGGACCAGAUCAGGUUCCGGGCUGGUGGAAUCGCCGGGUUGACGAGACUCACGGAGCUCAUGAGGAGAUGCUGGGACACCGAUCCCAAAAGAAGGCCCUCCGCCCUGGCGUGUACAACGGAGACCGAAGAACUUUACGAUAUGCACAAAGUGAACAUUUGUGACGCCGUCCAUCUACUGCUGAAAAAACUGGACCAAAAGGAAGAAGAAAUGACGGAGCAGAUUGAGAGGGUUCCCGACACUCCGGUUUCAGUGAGCGAACGUGAGGAAAUGAAGAUUUGUGAUGCCGUGCCAACCGGUCGCCCACCAAUCCAGGAAAUGGACGGCAGUGGUAAAACAAAUAGAAGAGACGUAGCGAGAGCCAGAGGUCUGCCUUCAUCUCAACCUUCGAGCUCGUGCUAUGAUGACGUGAGCCGCCAGUCGACCGCCAAAGGAGUGAAAAGGUCCUCAGUUUGCCCCAUUCAAUCGUCCCCGUCGUCUCCUUCGACCCGGACAUCCCAUCAAGGCGGAACAGACAAACCUUCCCAUCGGUGUUUUGAACGAAGCCAGCCUUCUCAGUAUUGCCGUCAGCUUUCCAGCCCCGACACGUUAGCCUGCCAACCCGCCGCCGCCGCCGCACAAGUCCUUAUUAACCUUUGCCAUGUGACCGGGGUACAGUACGGCAACAACAACACCAUGAACCUCCAAGUGGGAGAGCGCCUGGCAAGGAAAAGGCACCCAACGGCACCGCCUAGAGUCGACCUCUGAGGAAGCUGCAAGGACAAGACGGGAGGGGUUUAAGUUCUCUAAUUCCCUGAUUCAGUUCUCUACGCUUGAAUCAUUCUUUCUUGCACAACAGGAAGGUCAUUUUUUGUGUGAGUUUUAACAAACAGUUUGCUCUGUUUUUGCUUUAAAAAAAAUAUCUGGACAGAAUUCAUGUUUUUACAUUUUUCAUUUAGCAUCUUUUGUUACAACAAUUAAAACCAAAUGAGCUCCAACUCUCACACCUCUCUUUUGCCCUGUCAGCAGUAUAAAUAGGAGCCAAGUCUGGACAUAUGGUUCUGCUCUAACGCCAACUGUUGUCAACAAAUAUAUCCUCAGUCGCCGUGCCAGCUCACAUUCAAGUGCCAGAAAUUACCAGAUCAACAGAUUGAUUAUUAAUCAAAACAGUUAGAUAUAGUCUUCAUUGGGUUUUUUUUCAGCCUUAUUGACAGGUGAACACCGGACCAAUCGUUUGUCAAGGAGGUUCAAACUAAAAUAAGGAAUAAUUUGUAUUAUUCUGAUACUGAUACUUGCAUGGAAACAUUGAUCAUUAAACAAGAUUGUAUAUUUAUAUAUAUACAGGACUGUCUCAGAAAAUUAGAAUAUUGUGAUAAAGUUCUUUAUUUUCUGUAAUGCAAUUAAAAAAACAAAAAUGUCAUGCAUUCUGGAUUCAUUACAAAUCAACUGAAAUAUUGCAAGCCUUUUAUUCUUUUAAUAUUGCUGAUUAUGGCUUACAGCUUAAGAAAACUCUAAAAUCCUAUCUCAUAAAAUUUUAAUAUUUCCUCAGACCAAGUAAAAAAAAGAUUUAUAACAGCUGAGUGUUUGUCAAGGCUCAGGAAACCCUUGCAGGUGUUUCGAGUUAAUUAGACAAUUCAAGUGAUUUGUUUAAUACCCUACUAGUAUACUUUUUCAUGAUAUUCUAAUAUUUAGAGAUAGGAUAUUUGAGUUUUCUUAAGCUGUAAGCCAUAAUCAGCAAUAUUAAAAGAAUAAAAGGCUUGCAAUAUUUCAGUUGAUUUGUAAUGAAUCCAGAAUGCAUG